Messenger RNA from Carya illinoinensis, 2202 nucleotides. RefSeq names its product ATP-dependent 6-phosphofructokinase 5, chloroplastic-like. Gene Ontology annotation, cellular component: cytoplasm. Gene Ontology annotation, biological process: fructose 6-phosphate metabolic process; glycolytic process. The record is from RefSeq and is a predicted model, not a curated record. The transcript is spliced from 13 exons. NCBI's taxonomy places the organism in Eukaryota, Viridiplantae, Streptophyta, Magnoliopsida, Fagales, Juglandaceae. Gene Ontology annotation, molecular function: 6-phosphofructokinase activity; ATP binding. The coding region runs from base 273 to 1862 and encodes 529 amino acids.
UUGGUCGCAAAAGUUUCAAAAGAAGCUUUUCGUGGUUUUAUAAGCCAGCAGUCCCUCGGCAUUGCCGUUCACCCAUCUCUCACUCCGUUCCCUCACCGUUCACGCAGACGCAAACUCUCUCGUCCUCGUCGCUCCCUUAAAUAGUCAAAUUCUAUCCCCGAAGCUUUUUCUCACAUUCUCUACUGUUGGAUCGGCUUCUCAGCGAGUCGAAGAUACACGUUCUUCGAGAGACUGAUCAUCCGGUCGCCUCGUAAUCUCCGACUUUUCAUUUCAUGGGCACUAUCUCGCAUGCGAUCACCCCCAAAGUCACUCUCCCGCGCAGCGAUUCUCACCGCUCUUAUGGGCUUCAGCACUUGAAUUCUCGUUUCUGCCGACUGAAGUCGAGCAGAGUGGCCAAGAAGCUGCGCGCGUCUGCGGAGACCACGAAGCGGAGCCCCGCCGUCGAUUUCAAUGAUCCUAAUUGGAAGUACAAGUUCCAGAAGGACUUCGAGAGGCGCUUCAACAUCCCUCACCUUACCGACAUUUUUGACGAUGCCGUUCCUAUUCCCUCUACUUUUUGCCUCAAAAUGAGGACACCAAUAUCAGAAGAAUUUGCGGCAGGUUACCCAUCCGACGAGGAGUGGCAUGGUUACAUAAAUAAUAACGACAGGGUGCUUCUUAAGGUCAUUAACUACUCGUCACCUACAUCUGCUGGUGCUGAGUGCAUUGAUCCUGAUUGUACAUGGGUAGAACAAUGGGUUCAUCGUGCUGGGCCACGGGAGAAAAUAUACUUCAGACCAGAAGAAGUGAAAGCAGCAAUUGUAACUUGUGGAGGACUCUGCCCUGGUCUCAAUGACGUUAUCAGACAGAUUGUCAUCACGCUUGAAAUAUAUGGUGUGAAAAAGAUUGUGGGUAUUCCCUUUGGUUAUCGUGGAUUUUCUGACAAAGAACUAACUGAAAUGCCGCUGUCUAGAAAAGUGGUUCAGAAUGUCCACCUUUCCGGAGGAAGCUUGUUAGGAGUUUCACGCGGGGGACCUGACGUUAGUGAAAUUGUGGACCGUAUGGAGGAAAGAGGAAUCAGCAUGCUCUUUGUGUUGGGUGGGAAUGGCACACAUGCUGGGGCUGAGGCAAUACACAAUGAGUGCCGUAAAAGACAGAUGAGGGUGGCUGUAGUUGGCGUGCCAAAAACUAUAGACAACGAUAUUUUGCUGAUGGACAAAACUUUUGGUUUUGAUACUGCUGUUGAAGAAGCACAAAGAGCAAUAAACUCUGCAUACAUAGAGGCGCACAGUGCUUAUCAUGGUGUAGGCAUUGUGAAAUUGAUGGGUCGUAGCAGUGGAUAUAUAGCUAUGCAUGCAUCCUUAGCUAGUGGACAAAUUGACAUAUGCUUGAUCCCUGAGGUACGUUUUAAUUUGCAUGGGCCUCAUGGCGUUCUACAACAUCUGAAAUACCUGAUUGAGACAAAGGGCUCAGCUGUUGUAUGUGUUGCAGAGGGAGCAGGGCAGGAUUUUCUUCAGAAAACUAACGCUAAAGAUGCAUCUGGAAACAUUGUACUUGGAGAUAUCGGUGUACACAUUCAACAAGAGACAAAAAAACAUUUUAAGGAGAUUGGGGUUCCAGUUGAUGUGAAGUAUAUUGAUCCCACGUACAUGAUCCGUGCUUGCCGUGCAAAUGCAUCAGAUGGAAUUCUAUGCACUGUACUAGGACAAAACGCUGUUCAUGGUGCAUUUGCUGGAUAUAGCGGCAUUACAGUAGGCAUAUGCAACACUCACUAUGUCUACCUCCCAAUUCCUGAAGUCAUUUCUCAUCCCAGGCUGGUGGACCCCAACAGUAGAAUGUGGCAUCGUUGCUUGACUUCUACAGGCCAGCCUGACUUUAUCUGAUAAAAUUAAGCUCUUAUUUAUGCUUAGGGGCUAGAAAAAUAUAAGCUCCCAAAGAGUAGAAUAAAGGACAGUAGCUGCCUUCAACCAGUUGGUUUAGAAGCAAUAAUACCGAAGGAUAGGUUUCCCUGCAACUUUGAAUAUUUGUUGAGUAUAGGGCAUUACUGUGAUUGCUUUCGUAAUUAAGUUUCAAAAAAAACCGCCAAGCACUAUCUGUUUAGUUUUGAUGUUGUGUACAACAUUUAUUACUGUGAAAUAUGUCGACCAUAAUUGCAUAAUACAAACUAGACCAAUUGUACUAACUAUAAUGGUAUAGCAAUAAAAUUUACUUGCAAUUUUUGGA